UGCUGCAGUGAACGGCAGCUGUGGAGAGAGAGGAAGAGAGAGAGAGACGGAUAUACAAACAGAGAGAGUGAGAGAGAGAAGGAGAGAGAGAGAGAGAGAGAGAGAGCGCGCGGAGGAAAAAGCAAGAAAAACAAAAGAGUCAGGAGAAGGAACAAGGAGAUUAAAAAGUCGAUAAAAACAGACUGAGAGAAGGCUCCGGACCAGCGACUGCUGCGCAUCAAAGGAGGGACCGUACUGAGGACCUUACUGGAGACCAGCGCCAACAAAACCCGACUCCGGAGGCGGAAUAUAACGGUGACACUCCAGAGCUCCUCUGCCCUCCUGAGGAUUCAGUGAGACAGGCGGAUCUGUGUGCCUGACCAUGGCCCUCCCAUCAGCCCGCUCCACAUUAUGGAGUGUCAGCUUAUUGAUGGUACUGUUCGCAGCUGCGGUUCGCAGCAACAUUAUCUUCGACGACGACCCCUUGCAGCCGGUGACCACAGACAAGACGGUGUCCGUAGGGGGGACAGUGACACUGACCUGCACGGUGCCCGAGAGCGAUAACUCCUCACUGCAAUGGUCCAACACUGCACAGCAGACCCUGUACUUUGGAGAAAAGAGAGCGCUGAGAGAUAACCGCAUCCAGCUGCACCGCUCCACACCCACCGAGCUUUCCAUAACCAUCGCUGAAGUGCAGAUGUCCGACGAGGGCGAGUACACCUGCUCCAUCUUCACCAUGCCGGUCCGCACCGCCCGGGCUACAGUCACCGUGCUAGGUGUGCCCGGUGAACCUCAGAUCUUGGGCUUUGAGAAUGCAGUGCCGGAGGGGGGCAAAGUCACCCUGACCUGCACCAGUACAGGCAGCAAACCCCCCGCCAAGCUGCACUGGUACCGAGGAGACAUGGAGCUGGAAGGACAUUCAAACGUGGUGGAGACCGUUCCAGACAAUCCGACAUACAACGUGAGCAGCGAGCUCACCCUGGAGGUGAGCCGCAGUGACGACAAGGCCCUCAUCACCUGUGCCGUCGACCAUCCCUCUCUCGCUCCGGGGGACAAGAGGAGCGAGCGCGCUCUGCGAGUGUUGUAUUCCCCUGACGUGCGGAUCACGCCUGAGAGCAAUCUGCCUAGAGAGGGGGAGAAGUUUUAUCUUCAGUGUGUGGGCAACGGCAACCCCGAGCCCACCUCUUACAGGUGGGAGAAGAAGGAUGGAGAGCUCCCCCCACUGGCCAAAGCCGACGGUGCUUUCUUGCGCUUCGAGAUGCUCAACAAAUCCGAUAAUGGCGUCUACCUCUGCGAAGCCAACAACGGCAUAGGACACAACCUGGGGGAGUACACACUGCUGGUGCAAGGCCUCAUGGACCCAGACUCCCCAGACACCACCUUAUCCUUCCUUGGCUCUCCAUCCUCUCCAUCCUCCUCCCUCCCACCCUCCUCUCCCCCUGACGUAUUCUCUGGCUCCGGCUCUGAUCCCACUUACUCCUACUCCUACCCUUCUCUCCUCGCCUCCACCUCCUCCCCCGAGCCUUCCCCAGACUCUUCACCUUCCCCAGACUCCUCAUCUUCCCCAGACUCCUCACCUUCCCCAGACUCCUCACCUUCCCCAGACUACCCACCUUCCCCCGACUCCUCACCUUCCCCCACCCCCUCCGCGGCUGACGUGCCGACCACUGUCUCUGAAUUCUCCACCACCACCCUCUCCAAUGCCCUCUUCCCCGACCUGCCGCUCUCUCCCUCCUCCUCCCUGACUCCCCCUCCCUCCUCCACCCGGACUCCUCCUCCCUCGUCCGCAAGCAUCGCUCCUUCCACUGCCAACCCCUCCCCCGCCUCCUCCCUCACUCCCUCAGUUUCCGUCCGGCUGAAUGGAGUUUACACUUUCACAGAUGCUGCAGACAACAUUGCAGACCCAACAGCCAUGUCGACGUCUUCGGGGGUGGACCACGCCGUGAUCGGAGGGGUGGUUGCUGUAAUUGUCUUCAUCCUGCUCUGCCUCCUCAUCGUCCUGGGCAGAUACCUCAUCAGACACAAAGGAACGUAUCUGACCCACGAGGCCAAGGGCUCGGACGACGCCCCCGAUGCGGACACGGCCAUCAUCAACGCAGAGGGAGGCCACUCCGGAGCAGAGGAUAAGAAGGAGUACUUCAUCUAGACAGAGGGCGCGGGAGCGGUGGAGGAAAGGAGGGAAAGCUGGAGGACGUGGAUUUAGAGGAGAGGGGAGGAGCGUAGGGGAAAGAAACCUCCAUUUGUUUUCACGACGCUUCAGUUCUUCACUCGUUUGGAAGGGACGAUGGGAGGGGACGGGACGGGAGGGAAAGAACUGCGGGCAGGAUAAAGCGAUGGUUGAGCUUCAGCUGGUACUACCCUCUUUGCAUUGAUACAGGGAAGUGAGAUUUUUGCACUGACACAUGGACAAACUGAAGUUACACACACACACACACACACACACAUACACACACACACACACGGACACAUAUGUACAUGAGUCAGUUUUGGGGAAAACUCUUCUCACACAGACUUGAAUGCUCGUAGAUGUUCCGAUUAAUAAGCGCGAGCCUCCUACUGUACUAACAACUGAAUUAUCUCUGAAUGACACAUUAACACCUUUUUACACAAACCUCGUACUUCUAACUGUCAGCGCCUUCCGAAAAGCUAAAUUGUAACUCACAUUCCGGCAUCCCGAGCUCUGAUACUUCACUUCUCACACCUCGUCCGACCUGUCUCCUUCAACAUCUAAACCAAAACCCCCGGCUCUGUCUCUUCACGUUUCUGUCCUCAUUCUUUCCAUCUGACAGGGCGGUAUCCCCCUGCAAACAUUCUACUGGCGAAGGAAUCCAUCCAAAGCAAAUUAUUACUGACAAACCUAAUCUCCCUCUCUCUCUCACAGUUUAAUCUUUUUAUGCCAUCGAACCUUCUUCCCACGUCCUCACAAACCCUGGUUCGAACCGUUGAGUUUCCCACAAUGCAGCACCACGACAUGCAGCACUCAUGCAAACAUAGCAUUCCCACCUUGCGCUACCAAGCCAAGGGGCUCCAGUAUACAUAUAUAAAUAUAUAUAUAUAGAAUUAUAUAGCAUUCUUUUUACAUGACAGAAAAUGUUUGGUGUGCUGUAAAUACACUCUCUCUCUCUCUGUCCUCUCUCCCACCUUCUCUUCUUCUUCUAUCCCUCUUCUCUUUCUCUACAUAUCCCUCUCUCCUGUAUCUCAUACAGUCUGUUACUGCAUUACAGUAACUUAUAUACUCAAAAAAAAAAAAAAAGCCUGCCUGUUUUUUAUUACAUGCG
Molecule: messenger RNA, 3257 nt
Organism: Perca fluviatilis (European perch)
Lineage: Eukaryota; Metazoa; Chordata; Actinopteri; Perciformes; Percidae
Gene: cadm3
Product: cell adhesion molecule 3
Exons: 12
Coding region: 362-2125 (587 amino acids)
Biological process (GO): homophilic cell-cell adhesion
Cellular component (GO): presynaptic membrane
Source: RefSeq, a predicted model, not a curated record